Molecule: messenger RNA, 735 nt
Organism: Paraglomus occultum
Lineage: Eukaryota; Fungi; Glomeromycota; Glomeromycetes; Paraglomerales; Paraglomeraceae
Source: the annotation of a GenBank genome assembly
AUGGAUUUGGCAUAUAUCGUUAGUGGUGCUAUCGUAUUGGCAAGGGAAGAUAGCGUCCCGCAUGUUGCAAUGAUUGUUACGCAGAGCGUAUUGACUUUGUGGAAUAUGAUUAGUGCAUUGGGUUACACUUUCUUCCCUGUCAUUACUACACGUUCGUGUGAUGUCAAGAGGAGGGCGGAAGACGUAGAAUGUGUCUUAUAUCCUCAGGGUAAUAAUGAAAAUGUGGAUACCACUUCGUGCGCUGCCAUAGUCGUUACUCCAUAUGUUGCAUCAAAUUAUCCUCAGCAAACGGUUUCUCGUCCCACUCCUCUCCAACAUAUAAAUGCCCAAUCCGCAGCAAUCGGGGCUUGGUAUAUGCUUACAACUGGUUCUCUGUCUCUUAUAUCUCUCUUCAUAUAUGUCAUCGCUUUACUCGUCGAUAGUACAGGCGCGUCUAUUUCUAUCAUCAACGACGUAGAGAUUUUACUGGGAAUUGGCAUUACGCUUUCGCUAGCAGUGACUCCACCAAAGGAGUUGGUCAGAGCGUUCAAAUUGAAAAUCAUUGGUCGGAAACUAAGUAAGCAUGUUAUUUGGGAAAGAAGCGAUUGUGCAUAUGAUAAAGAUUGUGGCACUGCUGCUGCCCAUAAGAGAGAUUGUCAGGACGACAAUGCUUGGGUUGAGAUUGGAGAUGUUCAAGCGCAGGACGAACACUUUGAACAUGUGAUAACGGAUACAAAAAAGAUUCUAAAUGAUUGA